AUGGCGUGGUUUGAGUCUUUCCGCAAUGAGUACGGGUUCGCAGCCUACCAGGACAACCGGACCUCGGUCAGCUUCGACAUCCCUCUGCUGAUUGUCACCUACCUGUGUGUUCUCGUGUCCAUAGCAACGCUCAUUGCUACCCUUGGCAUCAGAGGUCGGGAACGCUGGUCGACCACUAUCCGUGCUAUGUACGCAGUCGGCAUUGGGUCUGUCAUUCUAGCAUGUCUAGUUGGCUAUGGUUGGCAGGAAGGUCGAGUGAGGAUUAAGUGCCCUUACAUCUACAGAAACAACCUGCCCUUUGAGGGAUUUGUUGGGAUCAAAGUGGGUUUGAACUACGUCAAUGUCACAUUGGAAGGUAACUACAGGACCGCUGCAGGACCAGGAUACGUUUACUUCGCCGAGAGCAUGCCUUAUAGCGACUUCGGCCACGAACCAGAAGGGUAUCAUUAUUUUCUGAUCAAGGGUCUCCCUGAACCCAUCCUGAAGGUAAUGGGGUUUCUCACCGUGGAUGAGGGUGAUCUCAGAUGGGGUCGAUCCCUGCACGCCUCUGGAUAUUAUACUAUGGCUCUUCUGUGGACGUCUUUCGCCUUCUGGAUCAUCGCCAACGUCCUGUUGUGCAGCGUCAUCGUCUACGGGGCCUACAUGUUCACCCUCACGGGCCUGACCAUGCUGAUUGGCUGUAUCACCUACCACGUGUGCCAGUGCCGUCUGCCAAUGGGGAUCAACUUUGGGGAGGCCACUCUGACCAUAACCUACUCAUGGUGCUACUGGCUGACCCUUGCUUCAGGUUGUCUGACAUUAGUCCUCGGACUGUUGCUCAUCCUAGCUGACCAUUUCGCUCACGAGGGUGUAGCGGAGUUCUUUCACCUGGAGAAACUGAUAGACGAGGACGCCUUUGAGAACGACAUUCGUCCAGAACGCACAAAAAUGAACCUGAUGAACGGCCAUGGUGUCUGUGAAGGGCCACGUCGAGGCAGCAUCUUCCUAGACCCAUGCAGACAACCAGCAGACAACAGCACCCGCUUCCUGCCUGGUACCAACCAUGUGUUUGUUACUUCGGCCAGUGACAUGUCUGGUCGCUUCAUGAAGACCAACCCCAUAUUCUGUGGAGACGAUGAGGCCAAGCCCAGCACUGACAAUGACCAGGAUGAAGAGACGAGGAUCGAGAUGGAGCGAGUGUGCGAGGACAGUCAGGUCUGCCAGAGCACCAAGAAGCCAUCGUUGGCAACGCUCAAGGAACACAGAGAUAACCACGCCAACGAGAGGGUUUCUGCAUCGACUUCAGGCGACAAAAGCUGCAGAUACACUCCCUUUGGAAAACUCAAGGGCAAAGUCAGUUACCCCGAACAGAGCCCCACAUUCAGCAAAGCAGACAAGGAGUUUUACGUCCCCUGUCGUGGACUCAGACGGGAAAGUUGUCCCGUUGGAAUCUUUUCUUCCCGAGUUCUAGACAGAUCCAUUUCGGAAGCAUCUUGCGAAACGGAUAGAACUGAAACACUCCAAAAGGAGUCUUUCGGCGAAAUUUCGGCUUGCGUCGAUUCCGACGAAGAUUUGUCACAUGAAGUGUUCCAACCGGCAGAUUGCGCAAUAGACGAAUCGCAAUCGAAUGAUAACGGAAAUUCGUUAUUAGUCUGUGAAAAAGAAGAAGAAAUACACAGCAAAAAUACAACACAGUAUGUCUGUGAUGGCACAAGUUCAGAUGUUGUUGUGAAUAUUAGCUGA
This is a messenger RNA of Candidula unifasciata, 1722 nucleotides long. The record is from the annotation of a GenBank genome assembly. Lineage: Eukaryota; Metazoa; Mollusca; Gastropoda; Stylommatophora; Geomitridae.